Corylus avellana is the source of this 3496-nucleotide messenger RNA. RefSeq names its product P-loop containing nucleoside triphosphate hydrolases superfamily protein. Gene Ontology annotation, biological process: spindle elongation; mitotic spindle assembly; microtubule-based movement. NCBI's taxonomy places the organism in Eukaryota, Viridiplantae, Streptophyta, Magnoliopsida, Fagales, Betulaceae. Gene Ontology annotation, cellular component: mitotic spindle; spindle microtubule. Gene Ontology annotation, molecular function: plus-end-directed microtubule motor activity; microtubule binding; ATP binding. The record is from RefSeq and is a predicted model, not a curated record.
UUCCCUAAUUCGGAGCGUGAAAGAGCAGAUAGCAAAAUAGAAAGAAAGAUAAGGGCAUUUCCCACCACUGAGAGCGAGAUUAAUCAUUUUCAGUUGCCGAUCUACUCUCGCUCCCUCUCUCUCGCCGCCGAUCCAAAAUGUCCGGUCGCCACGAGAAAGAGAAGGGCGUCAAUGUUCAGGUUCUCCUUCGUUGCAGGCCGUUUAGCGACGAAGAGUUGCGGAGCAAUGCGCCGCAGGUUAUUACGUGCAAUGAGUACAGUAGAGAAGUGGCUGUGUCACAAAACAUUGCCGGGAAGCAUCUCGACAGGGUUUUCACUUUCGAUAAGGUUUUUGGUCCUUCUGCUCAGCAAAGAGAUCUUUAUGAACAAGCAGUGAUUCCUAUAGUGAAUGAAGUCCUAGAAGGCUUCAACUGUACCAUAUUUGCAUAUGGUCAAACUGGUACAGGGAAAACUUACACGAUGGAAGGUGAAUCGAAGAGGUCAAAGAGUGGGCCAAAUGGAGAAUUGCCUCAAGAAGCUGGAGUUAUACCUAGGGCCGUUAAGCAGAUAUUUGAUACUCUUGAGAGCCAGAAUGCCGAAUAUAGUGUAAAAGUUACAUUCUUGGAACUGUACAAUGAGGAGAUCACUGAUUUGCUUGCCCCUGAGGAAAUUCAAAGAGUUGCUUUGGAGGAUAAGCAAAAAAAGCAGUUGCCUCUGAUGGAGGAUGGGAAAGGUGGAGUUCUUGUUAGAGGUCUGGAGGAAGAAAUUGUUGCAAGUGCUAAUGAGAUUUUUUCUCUUCUUGAAAGAGGGUCUGCUAAACGUCGCACUGCAGAAACUUUACUAAACAAGCAGUCGAGUCGGUCACAUUCUCUCUUUUCCAUUACAAUACAUAUCAAGGAAGCGACACCAGAAGGUGAAGAACUAAUUAAAUGUGGGAAGCUGAAUCUGGUUGAUUUAGCUGGCUCGGAAAAUAUAUCUCGUUCUGGUGCUCGAGAGGGCCGUGCUAGAGAAGCUGGAGAAAUCAACAAAAGUCUACUGACUCUAGGGAGAGUCAUUAAUGCCCUCGUAGAGCAUCUUGGACAUAUUCCGUACAGGGAUAGCAAGCUUACACGGUUACUUCGUGAUUCACUGGGUGGAAGAACCAAGACGUGCAUUAUAGCCACAGUUUCGCCUGCUGUCCAUUGUCUGGAGGAAACCUUAAGUACACUGGAUUACGCACAUAGGGCAAAACAUAUAAAAAAUAAGCCUGAGGUCAACCAAAAAAUGAUGAAGUCAACUCUUAUCAAGGAUCUUUAUGGUGAAAUUGAACGCUUGAAGGCAGAGGUUUAUGCUGCCCGUGAAAAAAAUGGUGUCUAUAUUCCGAAGGAGCGAUACUAUCAGGAGGAGAGUGAAAAGAAGGCUAUGGCAGAUCAGAUUGAGCAAAUGGGGCUUGUGCUAGAAAAUCAUCAGAAGCAUCUUGAGGAAUUGCAAGAUAAAUAUAAUGUCCAAAUUCGGCAAUGCUCUGAUUUGAGCAAUAAACUUGACACCACUGAGAAAAACUUGAAUCAAACCAGCAAGUUGCUUUCUAGCACCGAGGAAGAACUCAAGAAAUGUCAGUAUGCUCUGAAGGAGAAGAAUUUUGUUAUCUCUGAACAGAGAAAAGCAGAAAAUGCACUGGCUCAUCAAGCUUGUGUUUUACGAUCUGACUUGGAGAAAGCUCUCAAUGACAAUGUUUCAUUGUUUUCAAAAAUUGGAAGAGAAGACAAACUGAAUGCUGAUAACAGAUUGGUGGUGAACAAUUUCCAAGUCGAGCUUGCCCAGAAAGUUGGUUCUCUUGGCAACUUGGUGGCAACAUCCAUGUCUGAGCAGAAAGAACACCUUCAGUGUGUUGAGAAUUUUUGUCAUUCUUUUACAGGCAUUCAUGAUAAGGCUGUCAUGGAUGUCAAGAAGAUGCUCACUGCUUUGAGGGCUUUGUAUAUGUCACAUAUUGAGGCAGUGCAAAAUGUUGUGCGCUUGCACAAGGCAAGCUCUAAUGCUGGACUAGAGGAAAUUUCUUCUCUGGCUGCUUCUAAUGCGCAUUGUAUUGAAGAAUUUCUAACAUCAGAGGCCGGUGAAGUGGCUUCCAUAUUCAAUGAGCUUCAGAGUACUCUAUCAACUCAACAAGGAGAAAUGGCAGUUUUUGCAAAGGAACUGCGACAGAGAUUUAAUGUUAGUAUUGAGCAAAUGAGGGGCAUUUCUGAUUACACUCAAGGACUUCUGGAAAAUCUUCUGGAUGAAUCAAAGAGACUUGAAAAUCAUGCAAUGCGAACAGAUGAAGUUCAAAUGAGGAGCAUUGCUGAGUUUCAGAAGGCUUAUGAGGAGCAGUCAAAAUCCGAAGCGGAGAAGCUUAUUGCUGAUGUAACCAAUUUAGUCUCCAAUCACAUUCUUCGUCAAAAAGAGAUGGUCGACACGAGGCUUGUUGAUCUCAGAGAAAGUGCUACUGCAAACAAGACAUUCUUGGAUGGAUAUGUUUCAUCAGUGGAGGGUAUUACAACAGAUGCGAAAAGAAAAUGGCAGGCAUUUUCUACCCAAGUGGAAAAUGAUGCCACAGAUAGUGCUGAUUAUUCUGCUGCAAAACACUGUCGUAUGGAAGUCCUUUUACAGAAAUGUGUAAAUACUGCUGAAUCGGCUUUCAAGCACUUGAAAAAGACACAUGAGGCUGUGAACGAGAUGGGCAAUAAACAUGUUUCGGCUGUGGUGUCACAUAUCAGGAAUGCUUGUGAUAGCAAUGAGCAGCAUGAUGUUGAGAUUAAUUCUGCACGGGUUGCAGCUGAGCAAGAUGUGUCAAAGAAUAGUGAGGAUGUUCUUCAGCAUGUUGAUAUUGUUUCUGAGCAGGAACGAAGACAUAUAUCCGGAAUCUUGGAGACUGUGAAAGCCCAUGCAAAUAGUCUUCAAAUUUUCAGGGAGGAUCACUCUGGCCAGGCAGAAUCUAUUGAAGAGAAUGCACGGGAAACCUUCGGACAGCAGUAUAUGGAUUAUGAGCCUAGUGGCACAACGCCAAUAAGAUGUGAGCCAGACGUUCCAAGUAAGGGAACUAUCGAGUCACUUCGAGCCAUGCCGAUGGAAGCCCUUGUCGAGGAAUUCCGGGAAAACAAUUCAUAUGAAUCAUUUGAUGGAAAGGAAUUGAGACCUUCGCUUAUACCACGCUCACCCCUCAUCCAGCUGAACUAAAACUGUUGGGUUCUUGGCUUAUUUACAUGCAUAAUGGAAUGCAAUAUGUAUUUUAUGUUAUUCAUGUACACUUAUUCUUGCUGUAGCCUGUAUGAGAAUUGUAAGAAUGCAGCAGAGGUAGUAGGAGAGUGUAAUGUUCAUGUCCAGUACAGAUACUGAGUAAAAAUCCUGUCUUGGGAUUUAGCAACUUGUAGCUUGAUAAAGUAAUGUAUAUUGAUGCAAAGCUACAUGAUUAAAAAUUAUUUCUGGAAUACUGUUAAACUGUUUCAGCCAUUUGCUGUGUAUUGGUAGAUCAUUUUUGAUAGUGAAAGAUGAAACUUUGUUUUGCA